GGAAGCGGGGCAGUGGCCGGGCCGGUGCGGGCGGACCUAGCAGCCAGCGAUUUCUCCCGCGGCGGCGGCGGCUUCUGGGCUCGCGGGGCGCGCUCUGACCCUUCCUCUCCGGGCAGGCUCGGGGGCGCGCGCUGUCGGCGUCCUGGGACCUCGAACUCCAGGGCCUUGAGUGGACAGGCCGCGGAGCUCCCACCCCUGCCCCGAGUGUGAGUCCGCCGAGACCGGGCCGCCGCCAAGCGCCGGUGCCCCAGCCUCGGAAGAACAGCCAAGCGGGUAAUGUCCUGCUUGACCUGGCAUCCAACCUCAUCUCUUAGAAGCCCUCCCUCUUGCCCUUCAUUUUCAGGAUGCUUUUUUAAGGAAUUAUUGAAGACAAAGUUUUUAUUUUUGUUCUUAAUGGCUUUACAGAAUUUUAAACCGAAUACAAUUUGACAUGACGGCAAAAAAUGAGCUCUCUGAGUUUUUCGUACAUGUACGAAUUAACCCCAUUUUGCAGCUGCUGUUCCAAGAUCACCCUGCUUGUGAAUGGUUGGUUUGAGUUCCACAAAUGCAGAAUUAAGAGGAUUUACAGAUCAGAAUCUCAGUCCGACAAAAGGUAACAUUUCAUUGGUUGCUUUUCCAGUUUCCAGCACCAACUCACCAACAAAGAUUUUACCAAAAACCCUAGGACCAAUAAAUGUGAAUGUUGGACCCCAAAUGAUUAUAAGCACACCACAGAGACUGACCAGUUCAGGAAGUGUUCUGAUUGGGAGUCCAUACACCCCAGCACCAGCAAUGGUCACUCAGACACACAUAGCGGAAGCUACUGGCUGGGUUCCAGGUGAUAGAAAACGGGCUAGAGAAUUUAUAGACUCUGAUUUUUCAGAAAGUAAACGAAGCAAAAAAGGAGAUAAAAAUGGAAAAGGCUUGAGACAUUUUUCAAUGAAAGUGUGUGAGAAAGUUCAGCGGAAAGGCACAACGUCAUAUAAUGAAGUAGCUGAUGAGCUGGUAUCAGAGUUCACCAAUUCAAAUAACCAUUUGGCAGCUGAUUCGCAGGCUUAUGACCAGAAGAACAUUAGGCGAAGAGUUUAUGAUGCUUUAAAUGUGCUAAUGGCAAUGAACAUAAUAUCAAAAGAAAAAAAAGAAAUCAAGUGGAUUGGCCUGCCUACCAAUUCUGCUCAGGAGUGUCAAAACCUGGAGAUAGAGAAGCAGAGGCGGAUAGAACGGAUAAAGCAGAAGCGGGCCCAGCUGCAAGAGCUUCUCCUGCAGCAAAUCGCUUUCAAAAACCUGGUACAGAGAAAUCGGCAAAAUGAACAGCAGAACCAGGGCCCGCCAGCUCUGAACUCCACCAUUCAGCUGCCGUUUAUAAUCAUCAACACGAGCAGGAAAACAGUCAUAGACUGCAGCAUCUCCAGUGACAAGUUUGAAUAUCUCUUCAAUUUUGACAACACCUUUGAGAUCCAUGACGACAUCGAAGUACUGAAGCGGAUGGGAAUGUCCUUUGGCCUGGAGUCAGGCAAAUGUUCUCUGGAGGAUCUGAAACGUGCUAAAUCCCUGGUGCCAAAGGCGUUAGAAGGUUAUAUCACAGAUAUCUCCACAGGACCGUCAUGGUUAAACCAGGGGCUGCUUUUGAACUCUACCCAGUCAGUUUCAAGUUUAGACCUGACCACUGGUGCCACCUUAUCCCAGUCAAGCGUAACCCAGGGGUUCUGCUUGGAUGCUGAAGUGGCCUUAGCAACGGGGCAGAUCCUUGCCCCAAACAGUCACCAGUCCAGCAGCGCGGCCUCUCACUGCUCCGAGUCCCGCGGGGAGACGCCCUGCUCGCUCAACGACGAAGAUGAGGAGGAAGAGGAGGAGGACUCCUCCUCCCCAGAAUAAAGACAGGACGAAACCCACGUUUUCCUAUUGAUGCUCA
Messenger RNA from Myotis lucifugus (little brown bat), 1891 nucleotides. RefSeq names its product transcription factor Dp-2 (gene TFDP2). Lineage: Eukaryota; Metazoa; Chordata; Mammalia; Chiroptera; Vespertilionidae. Bases 523 to 1854 code for a protein of 443 amino acids. Gene Ontology annotation, biological process: regulation of cell cycle; regulation of transcription by RNA polymerase II. The transcript has 15 exons. Gene Ontology annotation, cellular component: nucleus; transcription regulator complex. The record is from RefSeq and is a predicted model, not a curated record. Gene Ontology annotation, molecular function: RNA polymerase II transcription regulatory region sequence-specific DNA binding; DNA-binding transcription factor activity, RNA polymerase II-specific.